AUGGCUGAAGACAUUGUUGUGGGGAUGCUCUAUAACUUAUUACUGCCACUUCUCCUUCUGGCCGCGUCCUCAUUCCGCUACAACGGACUGUCCGUGGUGUACUUCCUCUAUCUUCUCGCCUUGCCCCUGCUGCCAACCCCCACCCCCAUCACUCUGAGAGGCAAAUCUGGUCAGUUCCUUCUUCUGCUCAGCUACACCAGCAUAACGUUCCUGACCCUGCAAUGUUUCAUGCAGAUCCCCUUUGCCUACAUCCCUCAGCAUGUCAGUGGCCACUGGGAGGAUUUCCUUUACCAUUUGGGCAUCAUAAGAUUCAGUGUUGUGGACAUGAGGAAUGUUGUGCGUCUGCUGGCGCCAGAUGUGGGCCUCUUCGUCUCCUCCCUCUUUGUACUGAGGCUGUGCAACAAGUUGCUGCAUCCUGCACCCCAAAUCAGCCUCCAUGACAACGGCAUCGUCCCUUCUGACCCCGAGGAACCUGAAACCUCUGACACGGAGUCGGAGGGAGGAAGUGACAUCACAGAUGGCUCAUCCAGCUUGGAUGAGAGCACCGAUGCGGUCAAAACGGGUCCCCCCAAGUUUGUUCAGAAGCUCAUUGUGUUUGUGGCCGGACUGCGUCUUCUGUUGUCCACCAUCAUGAACACCGCGGGGAAAGUGGUGGUAACAGUGCUGCUGGGGCUGGCAGGCAUCAUGCUACCCUCCUUGACAUCAGGUGUGUACUUUGCUGUGUUUCUGGGUCUGGUGUGGUGGUGGGUCUUCAAUCGCUCCAUCACCCUGCUCCUCUUCAGUACCCUAUGUGUCAUGAUGGCAAUCUUCAGUGCAGGGCACCUACUGGCCUUGUACCUCUACCAGCUGCCCCUUUUCCAACGUGUAGUGCCCCCACAAGAUAUCUACGCCAGGUUGUUUGGUAUGACAGGAGUUAUCAGAACCAACAGUUCAGACCCGUACAGUAUUGGUCUGAACUCUGAUGUUAGCUGGCCCGACUUCAUCAACCCUUUGGUUCUGCUACUGCUGUACUACACACUGGUGGUCCUGCUGCACGAAUGGGUCCAUGUGACAGAGGAGGAGGUGAAUUUGCCUGUGUGUGUGUGUGAUGUUAUUGAUCUUGAAGAGAGUGAGAGUCCACUGGAUUUCCCAGAGUUUCCUCCCAGCUUCUCCCGGAUUCUCUCUGUCUCUGGAGAGAAACAGGAGGUCCUGACCAGUAUUGAUUAUGAAACCUGCUUGCCGGAUGAGUCAAGGGUGUUGGUGAUGGGCAGUUCCUGGCAUGAUAUCCCUGGGAAUGAGUUUGGAUCUUUGUUAGGGGGAGCGGGGUACACAAACUGUUACUCUCUACCACAGUAUGGGGACAAAGGUUCCCCAUUACAAGAGAUGGAAGGUGAGGUUGACAUAGGAGAGAGGAGUGAGGGAGCUCUUCAGAGCGGGGCAGAGAACAUGCCCUCUUCUUCACACCCUAGCGGUCUGGUAGUCCUUGGAUGCUUGGUACAAAAACACAGCUACAUCAGCGCCCUCAUCAUGAUGAUGGUGUGGAGCAUCACAUACAACAGCUGGCUUACCUUUGCCCUGCUGGUGUGGUCCUGCAUCAUCUGGAUGAUGAGAGACAGGCGCCGGUACGCUAUGAUGUCGGCGCCUUUCCUGGCCGCAUAUGGCACUGUUCUGGUGGUGCUGGGAUUCCUGAGUGGGUUGCGCCUGAGUCGGGCAGAGCUAUACCGCGGCCUGCCCCCAGCCGUGAUUGUGGACUUUGACUUGAACAGCUACCACCCUGCACCCUGCGUUCACCUGGGUGCUAAGGUCCUUUAUACCCUCAGUUUCUGGUUGAUGUUCCGUCAGCAGUUGAAGGAGAGACAAGAGGAGCAAAGUUUGAAGAAGGACUCGUUGGAGGAAGUCAAAGUCGUACCACCGGAGGAAGGUGAGACAUCACCUCUGGUGGCCGUGUUAUGCUCUGCAGUGAAAGGAGUGCUGGUGAAAUACUGGAUCUUCUUCUGCUGUUCCAUGUUCUUUGUGGUCAGCUUCUCUGGCAAGGUGAUGGUCUACAAGAUCCUCUACAUUGUCCUCUUCCUCUUAUGUGUUGUCCUUUACCAGACACAUUACAAUAUUUGGCGUCGGUUUCUGAAGACCUUCUGGGCCGUAGUGGUGGGCUACUCCAUGGUGGUGUUGAUAGCCAUCUACAUGUACCAGUUCAGAACUGUAUCCGGACUGUUCAGACAAAUCAUGGGCAUGUCAGAGGAUGGUCUCCGUGACCUUGGUUUGGAGCGCUACCAAACAGUGGAACUGUUUGCCCGCAUUCUGCUCCCUGCUGCGUUUCUAUUGGCCUGUAUCCUCCAGCUCCACUACUUCAACUCAGACUUCCUGUCCCUCACUGACCUAGACAACGUACCUGUGAGACAGUGUUCCAGAGAGAGUGAGCUAAGGAGUUCGGUGAAUAUAAUAUCUGCAAUCAUUAAAGAAAACCUUGAAAAGUUCCAGAAAAGGCUGGUAAAGGAACAGUUGAAGGGAAAGAGUCAGGAGACUCUGGACAGUGCGGGGCUGCCACACUCCUUUGAGCAGGAAUCAGAUGAGCAGGAGGAGACGGUAGGGGAAGAUAGUGCUCCCCCCUGUGGUAAGGACCAGUGGGGUCUGAUUGUGGACCAGGCCAGCUUGCUGCUCAUCCAGGCCCUGCUGGGUAUCUACAGGAUCCAGGGGAUGAUUUGGAGUCUGCUUGAGCUCCACAGCCUCAAAAUAGUCUCUACUGGCAUCAUCUGGGUCUCACUGCAAGAGGUUUCCCUGAUGAACUACCUCUUCCUGGUUCUGUGGGCCUUUGCCCUCCCAUUCCCACGGAUACGACCUCUGGCCUCCAGUGUCUCUGCUGUCUGGGCCUGUGUCAUGGUGGUCUGUAAGAUGUUUUAUCAACUCAAAGUCAUCAAUCCCCUCAAUUACUCCUCCAACUGCACUGCUGGCCUGUUAUCGUCAAACAGCUCAGGCCCAGACAUGGGGGUAGAGCCGGGAGGGAACAUGGUGGAGCUGCUUAGGAGGUCUAUUCUCUACAUGGAAUCUGUUGACCCUGUCUAUUGGUGUGGAGCACUACGCAAGUGUGAGGGCAGGAUCCUCCCCUGUCUCCAGAACCAUCUGAUGGUGCUGGGUUUGCUGGUGUUUGAGGUGACCAUUCACCGCCACCAGCUGUACUACCGUCUCCACAAUGACCUGAAGACUCCGCCCUUCAGCAUCAUCUUCCAGGGCAUCACCAGGCAACACCUUGAUCAUGGUAUCCUUCCCUGCAUCAAGUACUUCAUCAACUUCUUCUACUACAAGUUUGGAUUAGAGAUCAGUUUGAUCGUGGCGGUUAAUGUGAUUGGUCAGAGGAUGGAUUUCUACGCCCUACUCCAUUCUUGCGCCUUAUUGGCUGUUCUGUCCCGGCGCCGCAGGAAAGCAAUUGGCGAGGUUUGGCCAAAGUAUUGCUGCUUCACCGCCGGACUCAUGGUGCUACAGUACCUUCUUUGCAUCGGCAUCCCUCCUGCUCUCUGCGUUGACUACCCCUGGAGGACCUCUAUUACACCUUUGACCUCCAAUGUAAUCAAGUGGCUGUACUUGCCUGACUUUGCCAUGAGGCCAAAUCCUUUGUUCAUCUUCUAUGACCACCUCCUGUUGCUGUGUUCAUCUCUUCAGUGGCAGAUGUUUGAGGAGGAGAAUCGGGCAGCGGUACGUCUGCUGGCAGGAGAGAAUGUAGAAAUCAGUCGCAAUCUGGAUCCUUGCUCCAUCAACCAGUUUGUACCUGUGGACAACUUCCUGCAUUGCAGGUCAUACCUAGACAUGGUGAAGGUGUUUGUGUUCAGUUAUUUCUUCUGGCUGGUGCUGUGCCUCAUCUUCAUCACUGGGACCACACGGAUCAACAUCUUCUGCAUGGGCUACCUGGUGGCCUGCUUCUACUUCAUGCUGUUUGGGAACAGUGUGCUGAUGCAGCCGGUCAGAUACAUACUGAGACUCUGGGACUGGCUCAUUGGCUACACCUGCCUUGUUAUCACCAUGAAGAACCUUCUGUCUCUCGGUUCAUGCGGCUAUCUGGACAGCCUGCUGAAGAACGGCUGCUGGCUCAUCCAAGCCUUCAGCAUGUUCUGUACCAUCAAAGGCUACGAUGUCCCGGCUCCUGAUGAUGAGUGUGAACUGCCGGAGGAUGAGGCUGGCAUCGUCUGGGAUGCCAUUUGUUUCACCUUCCUCCUGAUGCAGCGAAGGGUCUUCCUCAGCUAUUACUUUCUGUACGUGGUAUCAGACUUGAGGGCCUCUAAGAUAUUAGCCUCAAGGGGUGCUGAGCUGUUCGAGGCCAAGGUGAAGAAACAGGUGGCAGCCAGACUGGAGCUGGAGAAGAAAUCUGUCGAAACACUGAAGAAAAAGAUGGAGAAGAUCAAGUCCAAGCAGAAAAGUCGACAUGGGACUAAGGACAAAGGGAAGCCCCCUGCCGAUGAGCAAAGGUGUUUUCCAGAUGAGAAUGAGAAGGCGAUGAGAGAUGCUGGUAAAUGGUGGAAGCCUUGGGUCUCGGGGCCAGGGGUGGAAGACAACUGUGGCUACCACCUUUUUGAGAGUGACAGCGAGGAGGAGGAGGAGGUCUCAGAAAAGAAAGAAGAAGAGGCACCAUCAAAGAAGAAAUCUGCUUUUCAGUUGGCCUAUGAAGCUUGGAUCACCAACUCCAAGACAGCCCUCAGCAAUCUAAAGAAGGAGAAGAAAAAAACGAAACAGGAGGAGAGGAAGAGGGCAAAGAGAGAGCUACGGAGACAGCAAGGGAUUGACAGAGCAGACUCUAGUGAGGAUGAGUUGAACGACAGCUGUGUCGAUGAAGAUGUUGAUGAGAAGAAAGAAACUGUCUUCCAGCGCUGCAUUAGCACACUGAAUUUCAGCUGGGUCUUCAUCCUGUCCCUUGUUGAUGACCUCACCGAGAGUCUGAACUGUUUCUGUAAGGACAGCCAGGACAUUUCCAAGGUGUUGUGCUUUGAGAGAGCAUUGCUGGGCCAACAGCAGAGGAAGGGUCGAGAGGUGAGCCAGCAGAGUGUGAAGCAGUUUUAUGAGACCCGGAUGUCCCGUCAGAACACACAAUCCACGCAAGACGACCUGGAAGACAUGCUUUCUCCCCCUUCCUCGCCCCCCGCUGUUCCCUCCACCCACCAUGCCUAUGUCAAGCUCAGGAACACUGCCUCCAAGGUUUCCUGGGGCAGCAGCGUCUCCAGCUGUAUGACAGAUGAGACAAUGCUGGGCUCCCGCCAGCCUACCCAAGAGGAGCUGGAUGAUCCUCCUGUCCUGCAGCCAUCCGCCAACCAACUGAGAAGGAGGCUUCUGAAGACAGCUAAUAUUGAACUGACCUCCUUUGACAGCGAUGGACCUUUGCUGAGCCUCGAAGAUGAUAUCCCUCAAACGAGAGACCAUGAAGAAGGUGACGAUAAGGAGGACAAUGAGCAAGAAGAGGAACAGAGGCAACAAGAAGGAGAGGAAGAAGAAGUAGAUGAACAGGAUGAGGAGGAGAUGCAGGAAGAGGUGGGGGAACCAGAGGAAAGAGAGGAGGAUGAGUACCCUGAUUACUCAGAAUGCACCUCCCUGGGUCUGAGGGAGUCCGAGGAAGAGAAAAGCCUCGAUCUCCCAGAAUCCCCCAGGCCUCUGAGUCAGGACAGCAGGAACCUCACUGCCAGCGAACUGCUGCUCAACAAUAUGUUUGACAAUGAGGAGAUUUCAGAGUCUGACAAAUUCUUCCAGUCACUGCCCAGGCCGCUGAGGCUCCUCUUCGCCCUCUAUAACACCAUGGUAUCCAAGUCAGAGAUGCUGUGUUAUUUUGUCAUCAUUCUCAACCACAUGGUGUCGGCCUCAUUACUCUCCCUGAUCCUGCCUAUCCUCAUCUUCCUCUGGGCCAUGUUGUCAGUGCCCAGGCCUUCCAAACGCUUCUGGAUGACCGCCAUCGUAUACACAGAGCUAACAGUUGUGGUAAAGUACUUCUUCCAGUUUGGCUUCUUCCCCUGGACCACGUUUGCCUACCGAGGCAUCAACGCCGAACGGCCUUUUGCCUUGCCCAACAUCAUUGGGGUGGAGAAGAAAGAUGGCUACGUUCUCUUUGACCUCAUCCAGCUGCUAGCUCUGUUUUUCCACCGUUCAAUUCUAAAGUGUCACGGUCUGUGGGAUAACAAGGAGGUUGAGAUGCCUGACUUCUUCAAGAAACUGAAGAAAAAAGUGGACAAGAAGAAGAUGACGGCAGGAGAUAAACCAAGAACGGCGAUGGAACCUCGACGCAAACUGCGUUUACUCGCUCUCCAGACCUCCACCACCUCCAUGUUCUCGAGACGGAUGAGAGGCGACUCAACAGAGUCUAAGGUGAAACCCAAGAAGCACCACAGCAGGAAGAAGAGACGACACAAGGCUCCUCUGACCAGGAAACAGAUGAUCAGGCAGCAGAUUAGAGAAAAGAUGCUCCAGGCCAAAGCUGCUGUCAUCGAAGUUGCCCUGCACAUUUACCUUCCCAUCAGGCAAUUCUUCUAUGAUAUCAUCCACCCGGAGUACAGUCCCGUGUGUGAUGUGUACGCCCUCAUGUUUCUCAUUGAAGUUGCCAACUUUAUCGUCACUAUCUAUGGAUACUGGGCUUUUGGGAAAUACAGUGCAGCAGCAGACAUCACAGAGUCCCUGUCGGAGGACCAGGUUCCACAGGCCUUCCUGGUCAUGCUGCUGAUCCAGUUUGGUACCAUGAUCAUGGACCGGGCCCUGUACCUGAAAAAGUCCCUGCUGGGGAAGUGUGUGUUUCAGGUGGUGCUGGUGUUUGGCAUUCAUUUCUGGAUGUUCUUCAUCCUCCCUGGAGUCACCGGGAGGAGGUUUAACAGAAACCCAAUUGCCCAGCUGUGGUACUUCGUCAAGUGUAUCUACUUUGGCCUGUCUGCCUUCCAGAUUAAAUGUGGCUACCCCAACUGCGUGCUAGGAAACUUCCUGACUAAGCAGUACAACUACAUCAACCUCUUCCUCUUCCAAGGGUUUCGGUUGGUUCCGUUCCUGACUGAGUUGAGGGCAGUGAUGGACUGGGUUUGGACUGACACCACUCUGUCUCUGACCAGCUGGAUUUGUGUAGAGGACAUCUAUGCUAACAUAUUCAUAAUAAAAUGCUUGAGAGAGUCUGAGAAAAAAUACCCCCACCCUCCAGGACAGAAGAAGAAGAAAGUGGUAAAAUACGGAAUGGGAGGUUUCAUCAUCUUCACACUAAUUAGUAUAAUCUGGUUCCCCCUUCUCUUCAUGUCAUUGGUCAGUUCUGCAGCCGGAGUAACCAAUCAACCGCUAGAUGUCUCCAUCCAGCUCAGCAUAGCAGGAUAUGAGCCUCUCUUCACUAUGAAUGCCCAGGAACAGAACUUGGUCCCUUACUCAGAAGCUGGCUUCAACCGACUCACCAAAAUCUACGCUACCCAUCCAUCUGCUAUGCAGUUCAUAAUGAACUAUGAGGCGGAAGAUAUCAUUUUGGCUAAGAUAAAGAGUGAUGCCAGCCUGUUGUGGAGCAUUAGCCCUGCUAGCCGCGAGGCCAUGAUUCAGGAGCUCAGCAACUCUUCCCACAUUUACAUGACCUUACGAUGGACGUUGCUCAGGAACGCAUCCUUGUCGAUGAAUGCUGAAACAACAGGAGAGCACACUGUGAAAUAUAAGGACAUGGUCUUGAGGGACGAGAUAGUUAAUAUGCUAAAAGGGACCAGGCAUAGCCCUGUGAUCAUAAAUUUUCUGCUGCCGAAGUUCCUCAGGGGUCCUAAGGGGCCUGAGUCCAAGAUGGCCACCAGGAUGGAAGUUGAGCAUUCAGACCGCCCAGAGGACAUCCAAACACUGGCUUUCUUCAGGCCCCUGUCAGUCAGACUUCAGCAGACCAAUGGGGAGGCAGAGGAGGAGGAUGGCCAGUGGUGGGUGGUGGAGGAGUGUUCCCCAGGUCCUGCCCUCAACCACAAAAACUGUCACAGUAUAGAAAUAGUGGUGUUCAAUGACAAAGUUAGCCCCGCUAGUCUUGGGUUCCUGGCUGGACAUGGCAUCGUUGGCCUGUACAUGUCCGUGGUGUUUGUCAUUGGGAAGUUCGUCAGGGAGUUCUUCAAUGGUAUCUCCAGAUCCAUCAUGUUUGAGGAGCUUCCAUGCGUAGACCGCGUCCUAAAGCUCUGCACAGACAUCUUUGUGGUGCGGGAAACAGGAGAAAUGGAGUUGGAGGAGAUACUCUGUGAGAAACUCAUCUUCCUCUACAGAUCCCCAGAGACUAUGAUCAAGAUGACCAGAGAGAAGAAAGACUGCUAG
Molecule: messenger RNA, 8241 nt
Organism: Lampris incognitus (smalleye Pacific opah)
Lineage: Eukaryota; Metazoa; Chordata; Actinopteri; Lampriformes; Lampridae
Product: piezo-type mechanosensitive ion channel component 2
Exons: 56
Coding region: 1-8241 (2746 amino acids)
Source: RefSeq, a predicted model, not a curated record